UAUAUACGUCGCAUUUACGACAAAGACAACAAGAUCGGCCCCAGGGGCAAUACUGAGCAGGAUCAGGCGGAUCUGGAGACGUGGGAAUACCUCUUGUUGACCACCUUGGCUCCGAUGAGUAGCCAGUGCAAUUACCUCCAAAGGUUCCACAACAAGAUCAAGAAUGAUGAUGCACUAGAAAGGUACCAAGUGCAGACAUUACGUUGCUAUGACAUACUGGAAGGACAGCUUUAAAAAGAGCAACGGCGAGACGAUUAUCCCUGGAGGAUACACUCCUGUCGACUGCCACUAUGAGCCAUGGAUUCAUUUGCACGGGUUUGCAGGGUCGACUUUGGACAAGCACCCCCUUAUUACAAAAUGGUUCCAAGCAUUUGGAGAGACGAAGGAAGUGAAAGCUGCACAUAGGAGGAUCAAGGAAGCUGCAGAUCAG
This is a messenger RNA of Cladophialophora psammophila CBS 110553, 430 nucleotides long. RefSeq lists its product as uncharacterized. Lineage: Eukaryota; Fungi; Ascomycota; Eurotiomycetes; Chaetothyriales; Herpotrichiellaceae. The record is from RefSeq and is a predicted model, not a curated record. The transcript has 2 exons. The annotation marks the transcript as partial.